Molecule: messenger RNA, 464 nt
Organism: Miniopterus natalensis
Lineage: Eukaryota; Metazoa; Chordata; Mammalia; Chiroptera; Miniopteridae
Gene: CST7
Product: cystatin F
Biological process (GO): immune response; positive regulation of myelination; negative regulation of microglial cell activation
Cellular component (GO): lysosome; endoplasmic reticulum; late endosome
Molecular function (GO): cysteine-type endopeptidase inhibitor activity
Source: RefSeq, a predicted model, not a curated record
AUGCUGCCAGCCUGGGCGCUGCUCGCCUUCUGCGGCCUGGUCCUGAGCACCACGGGGGACCUGUCCCCAGAUUUCUGUUCCCAGACCUUUAACUUAGGUGUAAAGCCAGGAUUUCCCAAAACAAUCAACACCAACGACCCGGGAGUCCUCAAAGCAGCCAGACACAGUGUUGAAAGGUUCAACAACUGCUCAAAUGACAUCUUCUUGUUCAAGGACUCCCAUGUCAGCAGAGCCCUGGUCCAGAUAGUGAAAGGCCUGAAAUACAUGCUGGAUGUGGAAAUUGGCAGAACUACUUGCAAGAAAACCAGACACCCCAGUCUGGACGACUGUGACUUCCAGACCAACCACACCUUAAAGCAGAUUCUCAGCUGCUACUCUGAAGUCUGGGUCAUCCCCUGGCUCCAGAGGUUCGAGGUGCCCGUGCUGCAGUGUCACUGACGUCCACCUCGCAGCAAGACUGCAGC